AGCCUGCAUCUGCCCCUUGCACAAAACUAGGGGGUGCAUGCCCCCCGUGCCUCCUCCAGGGGGUGCACGCAGUGGCGGGGAGCCACCUCCCCCACAUCCCCUGGACAAGCCACCCGUGGCUCUGGGUCCCAUGCACUGCCCUGGCUGGGCAGCACCCCCAGCCCCUUCCCCUGCCCCACUCCCUCCCUCAUGGCAGGGGCCUUGAUCUGUGCCUACCGCCCACUUCCCUCCCCCAUACCCCUUCCACUCCAUAGACUUACCUACAGGUAGCUGCUGUCCACGCUGCCUGGCUGUAUUCCUGGCCCCAUGCACGCAUGCGGCCAUGCACAUGCAUGCGGUGCCCUCUGUGUCUCGCUCCUGGCAGCCCCAAGCAGGAUCCCUUGCAUGCUGCAUAUAUCAGUGCACCUCUAACUGCCUGUUUACUUGUAUGUGCCCAUUCCCUUUGGCCUAUUGCCUCUGACCGUAAUUCCUAGGAUGUUCUAUGUAAAACCAAAUAAUCCCCUUGUUGGCUGCAGUGAUUGUGUCUGACACUGCAGGGGUUUGCUACACACCAACCCCAGAGCUUCCAUCCUCCUGUGGGAGGACCCCACAGCACCUGCUUAUCCAGAAAUCCCCCAUUAACCUGCUGCCCCCUGCACUGCCGGCAGCUGCUUGCCUGAGGCUCAGCCCUAGCACAACUGGGGGCAGCUCCUGCAGGGACCGUGUGACACAGAACCAGGCCAAGGAUGCUGCUGCCCCUCCUUUUCUGGGAGAAACUUCACCCCGCCUGGGUGGCAGCAGCAGCAGGUCCUGGUGUGCAGACCCUGCAGCCUGGCACCAUUGUGCCCUGUCUCUGCCAGCACAGACAGACACCUUGAUGACCUGCAUCCCCACCACAGCCCUCCCCAUCUGCCCCACACACAGACCCCACCCGUGACCACUCACCCCCUGCCUUGCCUUGCCUGCACCCUGCACAGGCACCCCUGGGUGAUGUUGGCUAUGCUCACCCAUAGCUGUGCCAGCCUGCAGCCUGCACAUGUAGCCCGAGAUCAGAAAUGUGGGUUUUCUGGAAAUUUUUUAAUUGGAAUUUUCCAGAAAAUUUUCCAAUGCUCUAAAUCAUUGGUGAUGCAUAGGGGGUGCAUGCAAGUGCAUGUGCACCCAGGGAAGUGCCAGCCGCGGAACUGGAAGUACAUGAUUGGCCGCUGGGGAACCGCCGCCAUUGGCAAUCGGCCUCUGGAGCCCCCCCGUUGGCGAUUUGGUGCCCCCCCAGACUCAGGAGGCACCAGUUGCCCAUGCCCUAAAUAGAGCGUGAUCUGAUUUAGCAGGUUUAUUCUACUUGGUAAACAAAACUAAAAAAAGUACCCCCAUGUUAAUUUGAUGUCCCAAUAGCCACAAGUAUUUGAACAGAAAUAUUUGAUUUUGAAAAAUAUUAAAUAAAGCACACUUAAUGUGGUUUCAUUGUUACAUUCAAACAAAUUCAAAGCUUCAUGUGGAAAGAAAUUGUUUUUAUUGGAAUACUUGUAAAAAUGCAAAGGCAAUACACAAUAGCUUGUACUUCCCUUACAUAGUUUGUUUAAAUUUAAGGAAAAAAAAUUAAGCCACUGUCAACUGUUGACGCACUCAUUUCAGCACACCCAAAGAACUGUGCAGGAUGCACCGUGGUUGUCCACUCAUCUACUGCAACAGAGUUUAACUCCCGUGCACGGAGGUCAUUGCAGCCCCUCCAGUUUCACGGUCACUAUCUGGAGAAUCACUCGCACUACUGAUUAGUGCCAUUUCAGGAUCAGAUUGAGGCAAAUCUCAUUCAGAUCUACUUGAGCCACAUUCUCUUUUGCUAGAGGAUGGUUUUAUCAAUGAGUCUAUGGGCAAGGGCAGUGUAUCAUCACACUGCAUCUUCUUCACUAAUUGUGCUUCUGACUGAUUGUCCAGAAGCAAAGGAUUUUGAGAAAUAGAAACAAGCUUAGGGGUGCGUUCAUUUGUUAGUCUACUCCUCUUUUUUGUCUCGAUGGAGCUGAAAGCCUUCCAGCUCCGUUCACAAGAAGCUGCUGUUGGUGGGAUGCUUGGGAUCCUCAGAGCCAUCCUGGACAGCAGUCGGGUGUUACAGCAUCCCUUCCACCAGGUGGCCCUGCAGACCAGAUGCCCUCGGCAGUGUGAGUGAAGGGAGAGCCAGAGCUCAGGCCCCAGACUGGGUGAAGCUGCUCCUGGUGGAGAGGGUGGUGACUGCACUGGACAGCUGUGUGCCUUCCCCGGGCAGCCCGAGGGGACGCUGGAGGAGCGGGAGACAAGAGGUCUCCGGACAGGAGCAGAAGGGGAGGACACGUCCCUUGUGUCGGCCUGGCUGGGACCAGGGGGGAGUCCCCAAGGUGGUUGGCACCACAAGCAGAAAAGCAGCAGCUGCAGGAGGAGCUGGUCCAACCCUGUAAGAUCUGGAGGUCACAGUGUGUGUGAAGGUCGAGGAGGUGUCCUCAGACAAGAUGCAGUCCACUGCAGCAUUGCAGGAACCUGGUGCUUCCUGGCCGGAGCAGCCAAAGACCCAUCAUGCAGACAUGUCUCUGGAGGAGUGGGGAGAGAAGGAAACCCUGGGGCCUCAGGACAAGCCACCUCAUGUGCUCAAAGAGGAGCCCCUGCCCCACCAGGAGUCAGGUGCUGGCAUCCUGAGCGGAGCAGAGCAGCAGCCUUCUGAGGACGGGCCUGGAAACCUGGAGCUGCAGAGGACUUCCCCAGGGAGACCGGAGGAGAGGAGCUCCCUGACACCUGAGCCGGGCCAAGUGCAGAGGGGACAGGGCAGGCCUCCAAAGCAGGAGGAGAGCUGGGAGCUACCGGAGGUGUUUGAGGACGUGGCCGUGUAUUUCACACGGAGGGAGUGGGAGCUGCUGGACGAUGACGACAAGGUGCUUUACCGGGACCAGAUGCUGAAGAAUUACCAAGCCCUCGUUUCCCUGGGAUAUCGAGGUCCCACACCUGACUUAAUCUGCUGUAUCCAGCAAGGACAGGUGAAGCUCUGGGUCUGUGAUGAUGAGGAACGUGGGGAAAUAUCAAGGUUGGAAGACAUGCUGCAAGGAGGGCCUGCAGACCUGGAGCCAGGACGGACUUCCCUAGGGAGUUUGGGCAAGAUGGACUCCCUGAGGCCUGAGAAGGAGCCAUGGCACAAAAAUCAGUGGAGGCCCCAAAAGCAGAUGGAGAAUGUAGCGGUGAACCAGCAUCAGCACAUCCACCUGGGGAGGAAGACACACCGCUGCACUGAGUGCAAGAAGAACUUCCUCUGCCAGGAAGACCUGUCCCAGCACCAGUGUGUGCAGACCGGGGAGUGGCCGCAUCGCUGCACCAAGUGUGGUAAGAACUUCAGGCAUUCCUCCAACCUGGUUAGGCACUGGUGCAUGCACACAAGGGUUAAGCCACAUCAUUGGUCAAGGUAUGGGAAGAGCUUCAAUCUGUCCUUGAACCUGACCAAACACCAGCUCAUCCACACAGGGGAGAAGCCAUAUCAGUGCUCAGAGUGUGGGAAGUGCUUCAACCGAUCCUCCCACUUGGCCCGGCACCACCUAAUCCACACAGGGGAGAAGCCACAUCAGUGCUCAGAGUGUGGGAAGAGCUUCACUCACUCCUCCAGCCUGGCUCAGCACCAGUGUGUCCACACAGGGGAGAAGCCAUAUCAGUGCUCGGAGUGUGGGAAGAACUUCGCCCGAUCCUCCCACCUGGCCCGGCACCAGCUUAUCCAUACGGGGCAGAAACCACAUCAGUGCUUAGAGUGUGGGAAGAGCUUCACCCAGUGCUCCCACCUAGCCCGGCACCAGCUUAUCCACACAGGGGAGAAGCCACAUCACUGCUUAGAGUGUGGGAAGAGCUUCAACCGGUCCUCCCACCUGGCCCGGCACCAAGUUAUUCACAUGGGGAAGAAGCCGCAUCAGUGUUCUGAGUGUGGGAAGAGCUUUAGCCAGUACUCCCACCUGGCUCAGCACCAGCUUACCCACACAGGGGAGAAGGCACAUUUGUGCUCAGAGUGUGGGAAGAGCUUCACUCAUUUCUCCACCCUGGCUCGGCACCAGCACAUCCACACAGGGGAGAAACCACAUCAGUGCUCAGAGUGUGGGAAGAGCUUUACCCGAUCCUCCCACCUUGCCCAGCACCAGCGCAUCCACACGGGGGAGAAGCCACAUCAGUGUUCAGAGUGUGGAAAGAGCUUCAGCCGUUCCUCCCACCUGACACAGCACCAGUUUAUGCACAAGGGGGAGAAGGCACAUUUGUGCUCAGAGUGUGGGAAGAGCUUCACACACUCUUCCAGCCUGGCUCGGCACCAGCGCAUCCACACAGGGGAGAAGCCACAUCAGUGCUCAGAAUGUGGGAAGAGCUUCACCCGAUCCUCCCACCUUGCCCAGCACCAACGCAUCCACACAGGGGAGAAGCCAAUUCGGUGCUUGGAGUGUGGGAAGAGCUUCACUCAGUGCUCCCACCUGGCCCGGCACCAGGUCAUCCACACAGGGGAAAAGCCAUAUCAGUGCUCAGAGUGUGGGAAGAGCUUCAGCCGGUCCUCCCAUCUGGCCCGGCACCAGAUUAUUCACGUGGGGGAGAAGCCAUAUCAGUGCUCAGAGUGUGGCAAGAGCUUCAGCCGGUCCUCCCACCUGGCCCAGCACCAGCUGAUCCACACAGGGGAGAAGGCACAUUUGUGCUCAGAGUGUGGGAAGAGCUUUACUCACUCCUCCAAUAUGGCUCUGCACCAGCGUAUCCACACAGGAGAGAAGCCACAUCACUGUUUGGAGUGUGGGAAGAGCUUCACGUCCUCCUCCAGCCUGGCUCGGCACCGGCUCAUCCACACGGGGGAGAAGCCACAUCAUUGCUCCGAGUGUGGGAAGAGCUUCAGCCAGUCCUGCAACCUGGCCAAACACCGUCUCAUUCACACGAAGGAGAAGUCACAUCAGUGCUCAGAGUGUGGGAAGAGCUUUAGUCGAUCUUUACACCUGGCCCGGCACCAGCUCAUCCACAUGGGAGACAAGCCACAUCAGUGCUCGGAUUGCGGAAAGCGCUUCAACCGAUCUUCUGACCUAGCCCGGCACCAGCUCAUCCACACAGGGAAAAAACCACAUCAGUGCUUGGAUUGUGGGAAGGGCUUCACCCAGUCAUCCAGCCUGGUUAAGCACCAGCGCAUCCACACAGGGGAGAAGCCACAUCAGUGCUCGGACUGUGGGAGGAGCUUCACUCAAUCCUCCCACCUGGCCCGGCACAAGCUUGUCCACAUAGAGAAGAAACCAUAUCAGUGCUCAGAGUGUGGGAAGUGCUUCCCCCACUCUUCUACUGUGGCCCAGCACCAGUGCAUCCACAUCCAGGAUCAUCCAUAAUUGUGCCAGCAAAGUAGGGAGGGCUUUGGGAUGUCUACCUGCUCAGCACCUACCAGUGUCUGUAGCCAGGCAAGCAGCCUCAUGCUGGUGGACUGCAGCAAGAGUUCCCCCAUGAUUCCCCUCUGCUAGGGCCCUGCAGAGCCCAAAGGGCACAAAUUCUGUCUCUGAAGACUUGAUGAGGGGAAGGGGUUAAGAGGAAACAUCUCAGCUAGAUGCCAGCCCAGAUGCCAGGGAAACCUGUGAGGAGAUGAUCUUUGCAUCUGUCUUGGAGCCUGUGCCAUCCCCAUCUUUCUCUAAAAGCAGCCAGUGCUUCCAGGGUCAGGUGAAGUGCCUUCACGAUAGGAUGCCUUCCUGUAGACAACUGGGUCCAAAUGCCACCCGGGUCCAAAUGCCACCCAGGGACAGAGACUGUUCGACUGCCUCCCAGCUUAGUUCUCCUGCUCCCAGGGUUGUGGUGUGUGAGGCUCUUGCGUUGCAAAAAGGAAGCCAUUUAUGGCUGGGGAAGCAUUUCCUGCCUUCCACCUUGACCUUCCCUUUCCUCCCAACCACAUCACUCUGCUCCCAGGCCUGCACAUGCCCUUUGGAGUCUGCAGGAAGCUGCUACUGUCACCCCGUGAGCCCAGUUUGGCAGUUUUGCUUCUCAGCCCCUUGUCACAACUCUGCAGCACCAUUUGCCAGCUGCCCCCGCCCUCCUUCCUUUCUCUAUAACAGAGUCCUUUCUAAUCAAGCUCCACAAGUAACAGAUUCAUAGUUGUUAGGGGCUGGAAGGGACCUGACAGAUUUUUGGGUCCAGCCCCCCUGUGCUUGGGCAGGAAAGACCGCUGGGGUCAGAUGACCCCAGCAAGAUGGCCAUCAAGACACUUUUUGAAGAUCACCUUUAGGGAGAGCCUGUUUCAAACCCCAAAGAAGUUUUUUUCUAUGUCCAGUCUGAAGUGAUCUUCAGUCAGCUUGUGCCCAUUAUUUCUAGUCCUCCCCUGGGGGGCCUUGGUGAAGAGAUGCUCCCCCAGGCCCUGAUGGACUCCCGUGAUAUAUUUAUAGGCUGCCACCAAGUCCCCUCUGAGUCGUCUUUUCUCCAGGCUGAACAGUCCCAAGUCUUUCAGCCUUUCUCACAUGACCUGGUCUCUAGGCCUCUAAUCCUGCACGUGGCCCUCCUUCGGACUCUCUCAAGCUUCUCCACAUCCUUCCUGAAGUGCAGCGCCUGUAACUGGAUGCAGUCCUCCAGCUGCGGUCUCACCAAGGCCAAGUAGAGCAGGAGGAUGACGUCUUUAGACUUGCUCGAGAUGCCUCAGCAGAUGCAUGGGAGUGUUUGAUUAGCUCUGCCAGCUACAGCAUCACAUUGGUGUCUCAUGUUCAUGUUGUCUGUCAUGACACCCAAGUCCCGUUCAGUUGUGGUGCUGGCAAGCGUAGCACUGCCAUGCCUGUAAGUGUGUUGUGGAUUAUUUCUCCCCAGAUGGAGCUGUAAAGAAAUCCUUUUUCUCUUGGUGGCCUCCCUUCUUGGAGUCUGCCCAGCCCCACCUCUGGUUUCCAACUCUGGCUGCUGGAUCCACCUGGUCUCCUAGGUGAUGCCAGUGGGAGCGGGGGACUCGGUCUUCCUUUGUUCCAGCUUCCUGCCCAGAUACUCGGGAGGCACUGGUCUCUCCGCCGGGGUGGGGGCAUUGCUGAUGUUGCUCCAGCUAACUAGCCUGCAUCAGCCGUGCUCUGAGGAUCCUGGUUUUUGGUUGGAGCUUAGUGAUGAGGUCAGAAAAGUGAUAAAAAGAGGUCGCUCUCUCUUGGGAGAGGCUGACAUUUUUGGGGAUGCUGAAACAAGCAGAAGGACUCCAGACCUCCAUCAGUCUGUGGAUGGACACGUGAGUAACUUACCUGAAAUUUCGCCAGUAAUUUAGGAUUAAGUGAACUAGACAUGUAUCAAACGGGCCAACGAGCCCAUUCUGUUUUGCUCAAGGUGUUGUUUUUCUAAUACUCUUCUAUCCUGUACUCCUUCCCCAGUCUCCCUCGCUCAGAUUCAUGAAAGCUAUCUGUUCUAGCACACCUAGCUGCGAAUGCUUGAGAGGAGGGACAGGCCUUUACACUCCUAGCACAGCUCGGUGGAUUAUUACCUGAAACCAUUCUGGGUGGCUCCAGGCUAUACCAGCUAUACUACCAGUGGGAAAAGCACCCCCAAGGUCUGUAGGGUCUGUCUACCCCAGGCGGCACAGAGUCCUAACGGAGCCCAGAGCCUAGGGGAUGGCAGUGAUUACCCCAGGCUUGCAGCUAUGGAGUUGUUUGGAUGUAAGCACCCCAGGGGAGACACCUGAAGCAUGGUUUUGGUUAGGCACGUGAGGUGGGUGGCUCAGUGUAGUAGCACCCCCUACUAUCCCACCACAAGAGUACUUUGCAUUUCUCUGUAUUAAACAACAGCAGGUUGAGGUCUGCCCACUUCACAAGCCUGUCCAGGUUGACCUGUAGUUCCAAUCUGUCCUGGGCCAUGACCACACUCCCCCAUAGCUUGGUGUCAUCAGUGAACUUUGCCAGUUUGCUUUUAAUACCCAACUUCAAAUCAUUGGUGAGCAUGUUGAAAAGCACUGGUCCGAGUACUGAGCCCUGAGGGACACCACCGGUCACCUUCCAAAGGCCUUUUUGAAAUCCAAGCAUAUGGCAUCGACCUCAUUUCCUGUAUGCAGUGGAGAGUUACCUGAUCAUAGAAGGAAAUGAGGUUGGUCUGGCACAACCUGCCUGUGACAAAGCCAUGUUGGCUGCCAUUCAGAAUACUACUUUCUGUUAGCCUGUUAGUGAUGGGCUCUUUGAUAAUUUUCUCCAGGAUUUUACUGGGGAUUGAGGUCAACCUGAUUUGCCUGCAAUUUCCUGGGUCCUCCUUUCUUCCUUUCUUAAAAAUAGGCACCACGCUGGCCUUCUUCCAGUCUUCUGGGACCUCUCCCAAGCACCAUGAGUCUUCAGAUAACUUAGCCAUAGGUCAUGCAAUGACAUCGGCCAGUUCUUUUAGCACUCUUGGGUGUAGUUCAUCUGGUCCUGCUUACUUGUAGGUAUUUAGCCUUUGUAGGUGCUUUUGCACAAGAUGUAUGGCAAGUAGGGGAGGGUGAUCACCCCCACCAUGAUCAUCCUGUAUCCUGUCAAGCAGGCUAACACCUUGGACUUGUGGCAUACUGACAUGAAGUAUUCAUUCAGGAGUUUGGUUUUGUCCUGAGUGUCGGUUAUCAGCCGUCCCAUUUCAUUUAUCAGGAGCCCUGUGCUUCCCUUGGGGUUUUUUUGCUGUUUGUUUGUUUUUUUCACUUCCUACAUAUCUAAAGAAGGACUUCUUGUUGUCCUUGAUUCUGGUUGCCAAUUUGUAUUCAGUUUGUGAUUUUGCUGUCCUGAUCUGCUCCCUACAGAUGUGGGCUGUUGCUGAAUACUCCUCUUUGGUAUUUAUUGCAGACUUACAUCCUUUGUAGGCUUCUCAUUUUAAUUUCAGGACGUCCGUGACUUCCCUGUUGAGCUCUUCUGCUGCCUUUCUUACAACUUCCAUUGAGCUUUUAGGAUUACUUCCUUGAGGAAGAGCCACUCUUCUUGUACUCCCUUCCUCAUCAGACCAUGGUCCCGCAGGGCCUCGCCAACCAGUCUCCUGAGCUUGUGAAAAUCAGCUUUUCCAAAAUCAAGGAUUUCUACCCUACUGGUCGAUUUCCUUGACUUAUGGUACAUGGAGAAAGUGAUUAUCUCAUGGUCAUUGUCGCCCAGUUUCCCCUUGAUCCUCAGGUUAUUCAAUUAUCUCAUUUGGCCAGAACCAAGUCUAGGACUGCCUUGCCCCUCGUCGAACUGUAGACUUCCUGAGUUAGAUAGUAAGCGUGAGAGAGCUUUAUAAGCAAUCGGAUCUGGCUGAGUGUUCAUUUCACGGGAUGUCUGGGUAGUUGAAGUUACACAUGAUGACCGUGCUCUGAGAGCAUGCGGCCUCUGCCAGUUCUCUAGAGAAUUCGUGAUCGAGAUGUUCCUCUUGGUUCAGAGGUCUGUAAUAAAUUCCUAUGGUCCUACCCCUUCCCUGUGUUCUCCCCAUAUCUUGACCAAAGGGUCUCAAGUCAUCCUCCUUUGUUUCCAAACUUCACUUCUAGGGAGGUGCAAUGUUCCUUCAUGUAGAGAACAACUCCUCCACCCUUCUUCCCAACAUCAUCCUUCCUAUACAGAGUGUAUCCCCCUUUGCGUGUGGUCCAGUCAUAGGUGGAGUCCCACCAGGUCUUUGUAGUCCCUAUGAGGUCAUAUUGAUUGUUGGUUAGCAGGAGUGCUAGUUCCUCCUGCUUGUUUCCCAUGCUUCUGGUGUUAGUGUACAGGCAAUGAAGCCUGCCAGUGGAGGCCCGAGGCUUCCAGAUGAGCUGUGGGAUAAUCUGUGCAUUGGCCAGUGUCAGAGACUGUUUCCUAUUGUACCCUGAGACGUUGGUUUUGAGGUUGCCAUUUCUCAUGCUUGUGCUAGUAGCUGCUGGUCUGUCCCCCAGUGAUCCCAGUUUAAAGCCCUAUCCAGGAGGUCUGCCAUUCUAGCCAAGAAAAGCUGCUUCUCCUUUGGCAUGAGGGGGAUGCCAUCUCUUCCCAACAAGCCGCAGUCCCUGAGGUGCAUGCCAUGGUUGAAGUAACCGAAGCCCUCGCCCUAACACCAUCGCCGGAGUCUUCUCUUUACUUCUCUGCAUCUAUCCCUCCUGUAUCUGUGGCCCACCACUGGGAGGACUGAGGAGAAAACUACCUGUGCCCCCGACCCCUUCAGCCAAGCCCCCAGAACCCUGUGCUGUCUCAUGACCCAGGGUUGUUCCUGGCUGUGUCAUCCGUGCCCAUGUGGAUGAGGAGCAUGGGGUAGUGGUCGGAGGGCCAAGCAAGUUCUGGGAUCCUUUCAGCCACAUCCCGGAUGCAAGCCCCUGGGAGGCAGCAGACCUCACAGGUUAGGGCGUAGAGACCUCAUUAGGGAACAUACCCCACAAACAGGGGUGCCCUCGCUCCCAUUCCCAGUUGCUGACAGCCAUGCCAGGCAUCCCCCAUAGCCUGGAGACAUAGGCUCCGUCUCAGUGGGGGCCUCGGUGGUGUGAAGGGGAGGAGCAGGGAGGGCUCCAGCAGGAUGAUGAUUUGUGAUGAUUUGUUAUGAUUUGUGAUUGUGUACUGUAUAUAGACGGGACUGCAUAAUAACUUAAAAAUAAAGCCUCACUCUUUUA
Messenger RNA from Alligator mississippiensis (American alligator), 10468 nucleotides. Its product is annotated as zinc finger protein 420. Bases 2454 to 5312 code for a protein of 952 amino acids. Lineage: Eukaryota; Metazoa; Chordata; Crocodylia; Alligatoridae. Gene Ontology annotation, molecular function: RNA polymerase II cis-regulatory region sequence-specific DNA binding; DNA-binding transcription factor activity. The record is from RefSeq and is a predicted model, not a curated record. The transcript has 8 exons. Gene Ontology annotation, biological process: regulation of transcription by RNA polymerase II.